UUCCGUAGGUUCUAAACGGAGCCUAAGUUUAACCCGCAGAUAAUUAUCCGGGUUGGACCGAGAGGGACGCUGCUGUGGAUCUAUCUGGAUGUGGAUAUGGUGGUUAUAGUGUCUGCGGCAGCUACUACCAUUGCACCCGAGUCCAAUCUCUGGACAAUGGCCACCCUUUCUUUUACACCACCGCCGUCUUCUUCUCUUUCCUCCCUUUCGUCCUCUUUGCCGCCUUCUUCUCACCGCCCAAUCCUCUCCUGCUUCCUCUCCCCCUCUCACUCCUUAUCCAAAUCUCACUCCUCCAGACCAUUUUCUUCUUCUUCUUCUCUCAUUUGGUAUACUCUCCCAAACAAGUCCAGGUCCACUUCUUUCUCAACUCUUGCACUUGUCGAUCAGCAAGAACCACUUGUCGAUGAACAAGAACCAUUUGCAGCGGCAGACCCAAUUGGAGAUGACGACAGCCGCGACGAUGGUUCGGUUCCCGAUAAUAAUACUCUGUUGAAACCAUGUGAACUAGAUGUGUGCAAUCUUCCCAGAAGCUUUGGGACGGCAGAGCUUGAAGAUUUGUUCAAGCCCCAUGGAACCGUUCAGUCAGUUGAGAUUUCACGAAAUGCAGAGACGGGUAUCAGCCGAGGAUGUGGGACUGUGACAAUGAGCUCAAUAGGCGAAGCCAAAGAUGCAAUUGCUGCUCUAGAUGGUUCUGAUGUCGGUGAGCGUGAAAUGCGAGUAAAGUUUAAGGCCAUGAAGCCAUUCUAUCAAAAGAACAGUCAAAUAUAUGAAGCCCCCUACAGAAUCUAUGUUGGCAACCUUGCAUGGCGCGCAAAACCUGAAGAUUUGAAGAGCCAUUUUAGCAAAUUUGGGACAGUAAAUAGUGCGAAAGUAUUAUAUGAUCGUAAAGAUGGAAAGAACCGGUGUUAUGGAUUUCUUUCCUUCUCCUCACCAGCCGAAAGUAAGGCUGCAGCAUCUUUGAGUGGAACAGAGUUUUUGGGUAGGACAAUGCUAAUUAGAGAAGUUGUCUAUCCAAAAAAAAAAAUGCUAAUUAGAGAAGUUGAGCAGAAGAUUGAGCCUUGAAUUGUGUUUUCCAUUGCUCAGUAUCAUCUGUAUGGAGUUUCUUGCAAUGAUAAAAAGUUAGCUUCUUGUGGCAUGCUUAUUUUGCUGAAGGGUGAAAAGGUAGAUGACAAGGUAUAUCAUUGGCACGUCUCAUAUUUUUCGUUUCAUGUUUUCAAGUGUCAUUUUCGGGAACUUGUCAGAUCUAUAUUAGUAUUUGUCAACUUCCCAUCCUGAGUAUCAGAUUAGAGGCUAUUCUAGGUACAAGUUUAUAUUAUCUAGAUAUUCAAAUGUAUUAUUUCCGAUCAUCAUACAUGAUGUUAGUGCUAUAGUAUAUCAUAUGCCAUGGUGAAAUUAUCAGUUUCUUUGUUGGGGCA
Messenger RNA from Rhododendron vialii, 1415 nucleotides. Its product is annotated as 28 kDa ribonucleoprotein, chloroplastic. The transcript has 4 exons. The coding region runs from base 97 to 1062 and encodes 321 amino acids. Gene Ontology annotation, molecular function: mRNA binding. The record is from RefSeq and is a predicted model, not a curated record. Gene Ontology annotation, cellular component: cytosol. NCBI's taxonomy places the organism in Eukaryota, Viridiplantae, Streptophyta, Magnoliopsida, Ericales, Ericaceae.